CAGCCACCGUCUCUCAUUUGAGUUCCCAUCCAAUCAGAGCUGGAGGGAAGGGGCGGGACCGAGAGACGCGCUUUGAGUUUCUUGCUGUGCCUAUGCGGGCGUGUUUUUACCAUGGAGAGUAUUUGUGCGAAGUUUGUGUCUCAAAAAAUCAGCAAAGCCCGCUGGCGACCGCUGCCUCCCGGCAGCCUACAGACCCCUGAGACCUUUGCCACGGGAUCUUGGGACAACGAGGACAAUUACGUUUCACUGUGGUCUAUUGGAGAUUUUGGAAAUUUGGACUCUGAUGGUGGGUUUGAAGGAGACCAUCAGUUACUGUGUGAUAUCAGACACGAUGGUGAUAUCAUGGAUUUACAGUUUUUUGACCAGGAAAGAAUUGUAGCUGCUUCAUCAACAGGAUGUGUAACAGUUUUCCUUCACCAUACAAAUAAUCAGACUUUAUCAGUCAACCAGCAGUGGAAAACAGCUCACCAUCACACAAAUCCCAGUGGUCCUGUCUAUAGAGGUGCGCCAUGUACAGAUAUUGUGUGCGACAACCCAGAAAUUGUCACAGUUGGAGAGGAUGGUCGAAUAAAUCUCUUCAGAGUUGAUCACAAGGAAGCUGUAAGAACUAUAGACAAUGCAGAUAGUAGUACACUUCAUGCUGUAACCUUCCUUCGAACUCCUGAGAUUGUUACAGUAAAUUCAAUUGGACAAUUAAAAAUAUGGGAUUUCAGACUACAAGGAAAUGAGCCUGCACAGAUAUUGUCACUGAAUGGUGACCGAGUACCACUCCACUGUGUUGACAGACAUCCCAACCAGCAGCAUGUUGUAGCUACAGGUGGCCAGGAUGGAAUGUUGAGUAUUUGGGAUGUUCGACAAGGCACUAUGCCUGUAUCUCUGCUAAAGGCUCAUGAAGCUGAAAUGUGGGAAGUUCACUUUCACCCAUCCAAACCAGAUCAUCUGUUCACUUGUUCUGAAGAUGGAUCCCUCUGGCACUGGGAUGCCUCCAUAGACAUGCCGGAAAAAUCCUCACUCUUUCACCAAGGAGGACGAACCAGUACAUUUCUGUCUCACAGCAUGAGUAAUCAGGCUAAUGUUCACCAAUCUGUGAUAAGUUCCUGGCUCAGCACUGAUCCUGCAAAAGACCGAAUUGAAAUCACGAGCUUGCUUCCUACCAGGACUCUGUCUGUGAACAGUUUGGAUGUUUUAGGUCCUUGUCUUGUUUGUGGAACUGAUGCAGAAGCAAUUUAUGUUACCAGACAACUAUUUUCAUGAAAAGACUGUAAAUAUAAGAUUUCAAGUAAAACAGCCUUUAGAAUUCCAACUUCUGUGCAAAGCUUUAUUAUUGGAAAAUGUGAUGCUUACAAGAGAAUCAUUGGUAAAUCGCUUAAUGAUAGUGCCCAGUUUUGGCUUUUGUUUCUUGAAAACUCCCACAACAGUUGGAGAAUCUGAUAGAUGACUAAUGACAAAAGGUGUUUGAACAUGUGGAAGAACAGCACGGGAUCCUUGUGCUGAUAAAUACAUUGCUUUCCAAAUGACUAUUAUUGACAGCUUGCAGAACCAACUUUUUGAUGUUACAGUAUUUAACACUCAACCCAGUGGGUUCCUAUAAUUUUUUGUCAGUAGUGUGUAGAGCAUUCCUGCCCCACUGGUUUUGCCAAUGUUAAUGUUUAUUCUUUUUCUUGCAAGUAUUUUUGAGCCUUUUUUUUUUUUUUUUUUUUUUU
Messenger RNA from Fukomys damarensis (Damara mole-rat), 1703 nucleotides. RefSeq names its product nucleoporin 43 (gene Nup43). The record is from RefSeq and is a predicted model, not a curated record. NCBI's taxonomy places the organism in Eukaryota, Metazoa, Chordata, Mammalia, Rodentia, Bathyergidae. Gene Ontology annotation, molecular function: protein binding. Bases 112 to 1254 code for a protein of 380 amino acids. Gene Ontology annotation, cellular component: nuclear pore outer ring. The transcript has 8 exons.